AUGGCCAUCUGUCUUACAUUCGGGACCCAAGAUAUAUCUAUCCGCUCUGCUCGCUCUUAUACACGGAAGGGACCAAAAGAAAGAAAGACGGAAAACUGUGAAAAAAUGAGCAGCACCGUGCUGACAUAUUCUCCCAGAAUUUACGUCCCGCCUGAAGGGAUGAGGAAAUGGCGGUGGGACGACGAGGUACAAAUCAAGUGUUGCGUUUCUAACUUCGUUAUUUGUUCUGUGCAGGCGGAAAUUGGUCCGCGCAUUGCGCCACAAGAUGGAUCUAAGACCAUCCUACUUCUCAAUAUCUUUCUGCAUGACAACACUAAUAUGCUUUUACACAGCAAUCGACCAGAUGUCCAAUCGCAAGCCGGUGGAGGCCCACCGGCUCAACCACUAGGACCAUACCAAGGGCCCCCUGGAUGGGGACCCCAAGGCCCAGGAGCCCCGGGAGGGCCAGGAGCACCAGGACAACCGCAGCCGGGUUACUGGUAUAAGUAA
Blastomyces dermatitidis ER-3 is the source of this 489-nucleotide messenger RNA. RefSeq lists its product as uncharacterized. Bases 1 to 489 code for a protein of 162 amino acids. NCBI's taxonomy places the organism in Eukaryota, Fungi, Ascomycota, Eurotiomycetes, Onygenales, Ajellomycetaceae. The record is from RefSeq and is a predicted model, not a curated record. The transcript is spliced from 5 exons.